AUGAAACGAUCCAUACUCUCGUCACAAGAAAGAAAGUCUAACAGUGCUGUUAGUCGUCAGAGUAAUGAAGCUGGUGCCCAUCAAACUCGGACUAGCAAUAUCUCCGGUGGUCGUGGUGGUGGUGGCGGUAUUAGCCUUCAACAAACAGUCAACACAGUGGAUACUGAACUAACAAUCAAUGACGAUGAUGAUGAUGAUAGUUAUUCUGGUUCAAUGACUAAAAAUCUCCCUGAGGAUGAUGAUUUACGCGUUAUGGUUGAGUUGAAUAAUCCACGUAUCUAUCGUGAUGUUAAGCAUAUCCUACUCGAAGAACAACGUAUACGUAAAGCGCUUAGAAAGAAUAAAAAAUUACCCUUCCCGUGUAAAUGUUCCCAGUUAUGCGAAUUUGGAUAUUUAAUUCAACCAUUAACUAGUGCAUUAGGUCAAUUGUAUGAAGAAUACAUUUCAUUGCAUAGAGAUUAUCAUAACCUGUUUCAUGCGAAUACUAUUACUAUUACAGAUGAUAAUCAAAUCUAUGUGAAUAGUACUCCUACAACUAUUCGACAAAAAUCGAAAGAAUCAGAUUUAAACAAAAAAUACCCACUGAUGAAUACAACCGAAUUUCACUAUGACAUUGAACAUUUAAUUGAUAAAAUUGAAGCUCAAGACAAUGAACGAUUAUAUCGUAAAACAUGUGAACCUUAUAUGGAAGCUGUACGCUUAUACAUACAAAAAAUGGCUACACCUAAAUGGGAAAGAAUUAAAUUAUGGUUUACAAAUCACUUGAUGGCUAGAAAGAAAUGUAUUUGUUUUCAUUGUGAUUACAGGGAUGCAUUAAUUGACUAUAGAGAUGCUUUAAUUAAUUUACAUAAAGAAUAUAUUAUUAUUUAUGCAAAUUAUUAUGCACUUGUCAAUUCGCUUAGUUUACAUGAGUUAAGCGUUAAAAAUAAUAAAAUUUUAAGAAAAAUUAAAAUUAAUUCAAGGCAUUUACAGUAUAUUAAGUCAUUUUUAUAA
Trichobilharzia szidati is the source of this 993-nucleotide messenger RNA. The record is from the annotation of a GenBank genome assembly. NCBI's taxonomy places the organism in Eukaryota, Metazoa, Platyhelminthes, Trematoda, Strigeidida, Schistosomatidae.